Candidozyma duobushaemuli is the source of this 648-nucleotide messenger RNA. RefSeq names its product v-SNARE protein (gene VTI1). Gene Ontology annotation, cellular component: Golgi apparatus; SNARE complex; endoplasmic reticulum membrane. The transcript has a single exon. The record is from RefSeq and is a predicted model, not a curated record. Gene Ontology annotation, molecular function: SNAP receptor activity; SNARE binding. Gene Ontology annotation, biological process: macroautophagy; intracellular protein transport; vesicle fusion with Golgi apparatus. Bases 1 to 648 code for a protein of 215 amino acids. Lineage: Eukaryota; Fungi; Ascomycota; Pichiomycetes; Serinales; Metschnikowiaceae.
AUGUCUGAUUUAUUCGAGACAUACGAGUCUGAUUUCCAACUUGCACUUCAAGAAGCAAAGGCCAAGAUCGGCCUGGUCCAGCUGAGCAGCGCUGGUCUGCGCAAAGAUGCCCUUCAGUCGAUUGAACACGCCACAGACGAAGCCCUAGAGAUUUUGGACCAGAUGAACCUCGAAAUCCAGAGUUUGCCAGCCAAUCAGAGACUGAGCUACAAUGCCAAGGUCCGCAAGUACAGAAGCGAAGUUGAGGCCAACAAGCAGAAGCUCAAGGAGCUUUUGGACGAAGAGGACAGACUGGAGCUUUUUGGCAGCAGGUACACCGAUAACGAAGAGGAAGGGUCACAGAGAAAGCAGUUGCUCAGCAACAAUGCGUCGUUGGACCGCUCGCUGCAGAGGCUCCGGGAGUCCCAGCGUGUGGCGCUUGAGACAGAAGGUAUCGGUGGCAAUAUACUUAAUGACCUCAGGGCACAGAGAGAGCAGAUCACGAACGCCAGAAGCACGUUGCUGACGGCCGACAACUACGUGGACCGUUCCGUGGCGACGUUGAAGCUGAUGGGCAGGCGUCUUGUGGCCAACAAGUUCAUUUCUUAUGCGAUCAUCGCCGUGUUGAUCAUUCUAAUAUUCUUGGUGCUUGCCAGCAAGUUCUGGUAG